AUCAGUGAUUUAGAAAGGUGUUAACUGUAUUUUCCACCGUUUUGUCAUUAGCUUCUCGGUGUGAUUUCACCAAAAUAAACUGAGUGUGAAUUGAUACGUUUCAAUUCUGUGCGAAAAGGAAAUGCAUAUUUUAAAUACAUUACAAAAUUAUUCAAGGCGCUUGUUUAACUCGAUAAGCAAUACAAUUUACACAAUAACCAUAAAAGUAUCCGGAUUACUCCAAAAAUGUUCUGAUACACUUCGUUCUAAAUUCGAUCGAUGACGAAGAGUUAGGAUGGUUGGGGGUUUGGUUUAUAGCGACAUGCGCAGUGCAAUGUUAUGAUUCGCGACAGUAACCGAUUUUGAUUUUAUAUUCAAAAUUUAAAACACACAUGAUUCAUUUACAUUUCGUAUUCAAUCAUGUCCAUUACAAUACCUGAAGAGUGAAAAAAGAUAAAUAGGAAGCAAAUUGAUCAUUUCCGUAACAUAGUACCAAGCACAACGAUCAAGCCGAAUGGAUUGUUUCAACUAUUUCGCAACCAUACAAGUUCAACGUCGAGAUCAGAUGAUAACCUGAUACCUCGUACGUAAAGUUGCUGUGACGUGAAUGAUUGUAUCACAUGUGGUUUUCUACAGUGGAGCUUGAUAGUUAGACCUAAUGGUAUGUUGUUUAGUAGAUAUCUCGCGAAUGCUACACAACCGCACACUUUCAUAUCUACUAUCGCAUCGGAGCUUUUUUAUCUCGUUGAAUAAAAUGAUGUCCACCCUUUUCAUUUAGAACUCUCAUUUGAGGUAAUUAAGGGUACUUAUCGAUGUGAAAUAUGAUUUUUUAGUGUCUUGUCACUUUUCUUAUUCGUUUGCUUACUUUUUUAAUUACUUUUUGAAAGAUAGUAAGAUCACCUUGCGGUACUAAGCCGUUACUGAAGUAUAAUCGGGCUUAGAAAUUGUUAAUGAAUCGUCUUUAAACUUCCUUCCAGAAAUAAUUCAUAUCUAUUAGUAACAAACUAGUAGCAAAUGAUCGUAUUUUCCCGCUCGGGAACGAGACUAACGGAACCGUGUUUGAAUUUCGGUUCGUUGCCACUUUUCAACUCUAUGGUUUAAACCGACCAACCCAACAGAUGGGGGAAAUGUCAAUGUUGGCCCCUCUGCAGCUGAUUGUUUUGGUUUGUCGUGCCGAACGAUUGUGUGCGGCACAGUCGAGAAGAAUCUUGGAAGCUCGUUUCGGUCGGUCCGAUUCGUGCCUCUAGUCAAUCAAAUAGUCAAUAUUGGCUUACUUUGUUCUCUCUAUCGGUCGUCCAAAAAAAGUACACAUUAGAUAACGCUUCGCGAUAGAAUCCGCGAGUUGUCGUGUCUGGUCGUGAAAAUGAUUCGUUCAGUGUUGGUCCUGCGCUCCGCAAGCAAGUGGUACGGUCACGGAUUUCGUUUCAAUCUGAGUACGGUGACGCCUUUGGCAACGAGAACGAUGCAUAGCAAUCCGUUGAAACAGAGUCAGGCGUUUGUAAAUGGACGCUGGGUCGGAGCCCGGUCGGGAACCACGUUCGAUGUGCAAAAUCCCGCCAACGGGCAAGUUUUGGGUGCCGUACCGGAUAUGAACCGGGAGGACGUGCAACUGGCUAUCGAUGCGGCCCACGAAGCUUUCUAUGCGCCGGGCUGGCAUAAUAGUACCGCGAAGGAGCGGGCGGCGCUGUUGAAGAACUGGCACGCGCUGAUGGAGAAGAAUCGGCAAGAGAUUGCCAGCAUUAUGACGGCAGAAUCGGGCAAACCAUUGGCGGAAUCGCUGGGUGAAGUCACCUACGGUAACUCGUUCGUCGAAUGGUUCGCUGAGGAGGCACGUCGCAUCUACGGUGAAAUUGUCCCCUCGCCCGUAGCGAACCGGCAGAUAAUGAUGACACGCAAUCCGGUCGGUGUGGCGGGUUUGAUAACGCCCUGGAACUUUCCUCAUGCUAUGAUAACGCGCAAAGCGGCCGCUGCCAUUGCGGCGGGCUGUACGGUUGUUAUUAAACCGGCCGAAGAUACGCCGUUGACUGCGCUAGCGCUAGCUCGUCUCGCAGAGGAGGCUGGCUUCCCGAAAGGUGUUAUCAACGUGAUAACGAGCAGCCGAACACAUGCAGCCGAAAUUGGACAGCUGCUGUGCGGUAGCGAUAAGGUGGCGGCCAUAUCAUUUACCGGUUCAACCGAAGUUGGCAAGCUGCUGUACCGGCAGUGUGCCGAUGGCGUUAAACGUAUCGGACUGGAGCUCGGUGGCAAUGCGCCAUUCAUCGUGUUCAAAUCAGCCGACAUGGAGAAAGCGCUUACCGGGGCCAUGAAUUCCAAAUUCCGAAACUGUGGCCAAACAUGCAUUUCCGCGAAUCGGUUCCUCAUCCAGGACGAAGUGCACGAUGAGUUUGUGGAGAAGCUUACCGAGCGCAUUCGCAAGCUUGCGAUAGGCGAUGGCAGUCGGGAAGGCAUUCAGAUUGGACCGCUUAUCAACCAGGCCCAGCUAACUAAAGUGGACCGAUUCGUGCAGGAUGCGAAAGAUAAAGGAGCCACAAUACGUUGCGGAGGUCAAACCCUGCCGAAACAUGGUUCCCUUUAUUACGAACCGACGGUCGUCACCGACCUACGGGACAAUAUGCUCCUGUACAACGAGGAAGUAUUCGGUCCGGUAGUUUCGGUAGUACGGUUCAAAACGGAAGCCGAAGCACUUGCCAUUGCGAACGGUACGCGCCGUGGAUUGGCCGGGUAUUUCUUCUCGAACGAUCUGAACCAAGUGUUCCGGGUGGCUCGUCAGUUGGAGACCGGUAUGAUCGGCAUCAACGAAGGGCUCAUCUCGGCUACAGAGGCGGCAUUCGGCGGAAUUAAAGAGUCGGGCAUUGGGCGCGAAGGUUCACGCCAUGGUAUCGAUGAAUAUGUCUACAUUAAAUAUCUCUGCUAUGGAAACCUUCAGUAAAAUGAUACAUCGAUAUUAAUAGGCACGAUAGGUGCUACUAGUCAGCUUGACGAAACGAUGAAUUCCGCUGCAUUGCAUGCACACUUGCGCACACCGUAACAAGUAACUCCAUUGUACGUCUUCCAUUUGCUUGGACAAGAAAUUACCAGAGCCUAGCAUUAAGUUGUAACUGUAUAUGUAAACGAAACUGUUUAAUCAAUAAACAAAUAUUAAAGUGUAAAAGCAGUUGGGGGAUUGUCUUGAA
Anopheles funestus (African malaria mosquito) is the source of this 3152-nucleotide messenger RNA. RefSeq names its product succinate-semialdehyde dehydrogenase [NADP(+)] GabD (gene Ssadh). Bases 1343 to 2908 code for a protein of 521 amino acids. NCBI's taxonomy places the organism in Eukaryota, Metazoa, Arthropoda, Insecta, Diptera, Culicidae. Gene Ontology annotation, molecular function: succinate-semialdehyde dehydrogenase (NAD+) activity. The transcript is spliced from 2 exons. The record is from RefSeq and is a predicted model, not a curated record.